Closterium sp. NIES-65 is the source of this 1179-nucleotide messenger RNA. Lineage: Eukaryota; Viridiplantae; Streptophyta; Zygnematophyceae; Desmidiales; Closteriaceae. The record is from the annotation of a GenBank genome assembly.
AUGAGCAACAAGCGGCUGUGCUCGCGUGAACUCCAGCAGGGGGAUACGAAUACCGAGGCCGCAGUGGCCACGUCGGUUUCAGCAUGGGGCUCGCGGCUGCCAUGCGUCAAAGAUGAGCCCGCGCCGAAUGACGCGCUGACUGCUCUACUAACCGCACCAUCUUCAACGACCUUUAAGAUGGUGUCUCUGUAUAACCACAUGGGUGUGGGCAGUCAAGUGACUGCGCACGACGCAUUGACGCUCGCCGACAAGGAAUAUCUGGGGGACGCGGUCGUCGAUUUCCAUAACAUGUGUCCGAACGGGAAAUCAUGGGUGGCCCUUGACAGCAAGGCGUAUGCGUAUGCCAAGCUUCACAAGAAGCCGAUUGGGAGGUGCACAGGCCCGUCUGUGUUCGAGUAUGAUUACAUCGCCGUUCCGGUAUAUGGCGGCUGGGAGUGCGGAGUGUACAUGUGCCAGUAUCUCGAAGCACUGGUGACAGUACCGCCACAAGAUUCCCGUGGGGAUCUUUGUUCUCAUGCCGAGGGGAUGCUGAUUCCCGAGCUGCAGCGCCAGGGUCUCCGCAUACCUCUGCAGCCUGUUCCCAUUAUCGACGACAACGGAUACAUCUGCGUCGACCCUCCCGUGGACAUCCGAAGAGAGCUGCUAGACCACAAGGAGAAGUUGGCUGUGAUUGAGCACGACAUACAGGUUCUGACGGCCAAGAUCGAGUAUCUGGCCAUCCGCAAAGGCGUUACGUCGGACGAGCUGGACGCAGGGGCGCGCCAACACCUUGGUGCCGUGGUGGACACGCGGCUGCAGGUUGAGUUGUCUGACGGUGACAAGCAGGCUUUAGCCGGCUGCACAGAGGAGAUCCUAAGGCUACUCGUGAAGUACAGGCGCUGGAACAGAUGGAGGGAGUGGAGAGCCGCAAUGGCUGGCCUGGACGACGCGCAGCCGGUCGAGACCCGUUCGCGGCGAAAGGGCAGAGUGUCCCGGGCCAUUAGUGACGUUGAGGAGGUGGAGGCGAUCACGCAGACUACAGAGGACCAGCCUAUGGCUGAAGAGCCAGAGGACCGAACAGAGGACUACACGGAUGACGAUGAGUCCGUUGACGAUGAUGCUGUGUAUCAACCUGGAAACGAUACUUUCGACAAAGAUGAUGGAUGGGAGGAUGUCAACCGUGCACAGGGUGUUGCAUGA